Messenger RNA from Diversispora eburnea, 1149 nucleotides. The record is from the annotation of a GenBank genome assembly. NCBI's taxonomy places the organism in Eukaryota, Fungi, Glomeromycota, Glomeromycetes, Diversisporales, Diversisporaceae.
AUGCCAACUCAAAAAGAUGUCUACAUUGCUGCUUACGCAAGAACACCUACUGGUGGAUUUAAUGGUUCAUUAGCUUCAUUUAGUGCCACGAAACUAGGAUCUAUUGCAAUUGAAGCUGCUUUAAAAAAAGCAAAUCUCGAUCCUAAUAAGGUAGAAGAAGUGUUUUUUGGAAAUGUUCUAUCGGCUAAUCUUGGUCAAAAUCCGGCUCGUCAAGCUGCAUUAGGUGCUGGACUUCCUGACACAGUAAUUGCUACUACUGUUAAUAAAGUUUGUGCAUCAGCUAUGAAAGCUGUUAUUUUAGGUGCACAAACUAUUAUUACUGGACACGCUGAUAUUGUAGUCGCUGGUGGAUGUGAAUCCAUGACCAAUACUCCUUAUUAUGUCCCUAAGGCUAGAUUUGGUUCUAAAUAUGGUGAUCAAACACUUGUGGAUGGAAUUGUUAAAGAUGGUUUAACUGAUGUAUAUAAUAAUUAUCUUAUGGGAAUAGCUGCUGAAGAAUGUGCAGUUGAACAUAAUAUUAGUCGUGAAGAACAAGAUGACUUUGCAAUUUCUUCUUAUCAACGGGCACAAGCAGCUUUUUCUGAUGAUUGUUAUUCUGAUGAAAUUGUUCCUAUAACUGUUUCUGGUGGUAGAGGAAAACCUGAUAAAGUAAUUACACAAGAUGAUGAAAUCACUAAUAAUGGAACAGUUACUGCACCUAAUUCAUCUCCAUUAAGUGAUGGUGCUGCCGCUAUCGUUUUGAUUAGUGGAGAAAAAGCUCAUGAAUUAGGGAUUAAAAUUAUUGCCAAGAUUUCUGGUUGGGCUGAUGCUGCUCAGGUUCCAGCUAAAUUUACAACAACACCUUCACUUGCCAUUCCAAAAGCCCUGAAGAAUGCGGGAGACAUACCAAUUUCAGAAGUCGAUUAUUUUGAAAUUAAUGAAGCAUUUUCUGUUGUGGCAGUUGCCAACACUAAAUUACUUGGAUUAUCAAAAGAAAAAGUAAAUGUAUUUGGAGGAGCGGUAGCAAUGGGGCAUCCAUUAGGAUGUUCAGGUGCAAGAAUUAUUUGUACAUUGAUUAGUGUAUUAAAGAAAAAGAAUGGUAAAAUUGGAGUUGCAGGAGUUUGCAAUGGAGGUGGUGGUGCUAGUGCUAUAGUUGUAUCCCUUAUGUAA